Messenger RNA from Taeniopygia guttata (zebra finch), 4289 nucleotides. RefSeq names its product bone morphogenetic protein 7 (gene BMP7). Gene Ontology annotation, cellular component: extracellular region. The record is from RefSeq and is a predicted model, not a curated record. Gene Ontology annotation, biological process: BMP signaling pathway. NCBI's taxonomy places the organism in Eukaryota, Metazoa, Chordata, Aves, Passeriformes, Estrildidae. Gene Ontology annotation, molecular function: growth factor activity; cytokine activity.
CAGCCGUCCCUCCUCGAGGCAGUCCCAGGGAUUUUCUCCGCCGAGCGCUUUGGAGCGGGCGAGCGAGAGAGAGCGCUUGGGUUCUGCUGCCUGCUCCUCCCACCAGAGACACCCUCCCGCCGCUCCCCGCCGAGCCGCGCCGCUCACACGGCGGGACGAGCCAGAGCGCUCCGCUCCCGCCGCCGGGACCAGCGCCUCGGGCCGCCGCCGCCGCCGCCCCGUCCAUGGGCCGGUGCCGCUGAUCUGCCGCCGCUCGGGCCAUGCACGGGCUCAUGAACGGGCUGCGGUGCCUCCGCGGGGGCUGAGCGCGGGGCCCCCCGCGCAUGCCGGUGGCGGGGGGCAGCCCCGCGCCCGCCGCGCCGCCCCGCAGCCGCCGCCGCCGCCGCGCCGCGAUGCCGGUGGCGGGGCGCGGGCAGCCCGCCUCCUGGCUGCUGGUGCUGGGCGCCGCCGCGCCCGCCCUCUGGCUGCGCUGCGUGCUCGCCGACUUCACGGUGGACAACGAGGUGCACUCCAGCUUCAUCCACCGGCGGCUGCGCGGCCCCGAGCGCCGCGAGAUGCAGCGGGAGAUCCUCUCCAUCCUCGGCCUGCCGCACCGCCCGCGGCCGCACCUCCACGGCAAGCACAACUCGGCCCCCAUGUUCAUGCUGGACCUUUACAAUGCCAUGUCCGUGGAGGAGGGGGCGGCGGGGGCCGCCGCCGAGGACGGCGAGGGCUUCUCUUACCCCUACAAGCCCAUCUUCAGCACCCAGGGGCCGCCUCUGGCCAGCCUGCAGGACAGCAACUUCCUCACCGAGGCUGACAUGGUCAUGAGCUUCGUCAACUUGGUGGAGCAUGACAGAGAGUUCCACCACCAGCGCUGCCACUACCGAGAGUUCAGGUUUGAUCUCUCCCGAAUCCCGGAGGGGGAGGCGGUGACGGCGGCCGAGUUCAGGAUCUACAAGGAUUACAUCCGCGAGCGCUUCGACAACGAAACCUUCCAGAUCAGCGUCUACCAGGUCCUGCAGGAGCACCCGGGAAGGGAUUCAGAUUUGUUCCUGCUGGACUCCAGGACGAUCUGGGCUGCAGAGGAAGGGUGGCUGGUGUUCGACAUCACCGCGACCAGUAACCACUGGGUGGUGAAUCCCCAGCACAACCUGGGCCUGCAGCUGUCCGUGGAAGGCAUUGAUGGACAAAGCAUCAACCCCAAGCUGGCGGGGCUGAUCGGGAGGCACGGCCCCCAGAACAAGCAGCCCUUCACCGUGGCCUUCUUCAAGGCCACCGAGGUGCACCUGCGCAGCAUCCGCUCCACCGGGGGCAAGCAGAGGAGCCAGAACAGAUCCAAAACACCAAAGAACCAGGAGGCAUUCCGGGUCUCCAACAUUGCAGAGAACAGCAGCAGUGACCAGCGACAAGCCUGCAAGAAACACGAGCUCUACGUCAGCUUCAGGGACCUGGGGUGGCAGGACUGGAUCAUCGCUCCGGAGGGCUACGCUGCCUAUUACUGUGAAGGAGAAUGUGCUUUCCCCCUGAAUUCCUACAUGAAUGCUACAAACCAUGCCAUUGUACAGACACUGGUUCACUUUAUAAACCCAGAGACUGUGCCGAAACCCUGCUGUGCUCCCACACAACUCAACGCCAUCUCAGUGCUCUAUUUUGAUGACAGCUCCAAUGUUAUCUUAAAAAAAUACAGGAACAUGGUGGUACGAGCAUGUGGCUGCCACUAGAUUUGUAGGACAAAGAAAGAAGAAAGAAAAAGAAGUUCUUUGUAAAGAGUGGGUUUGUGUGGCUGUGUGGGGCUGGGGGAAAGGUUAGUGCUCCAGCCAUGGGUUUAAAAAAGUCCCAAACCAUUUUAGGACCAGGCCUCUGAAAGUUCAGACAAUGGAACAGUUUCUGGAUCUAAAGAGGCAUUUGAACACAUUUUGUUUUAGUUUAUUGCAGACAAUGAGCUUGUAAACUGAAACAAGCCAGAGAAACCGUUUAAAACCAAAUCUGCUUACAAAAUUGGCUCCUACAGUACAUACUUUUGCAAAUGAGUCUUUCUGGAGAUUGCAAACUCACCAGUGUUGAUUGUGAGUAAAACACUAAUAAUCUAUCCAAGGUGAGACUGUGCUGUGACUAAUAAGUGUGUGUAGUUCCUGUAACACGGUUUGCAAUAAAAUAAGUGAACAAAAUAUACCUGGAGUGAACAGGUAUUUUGUUAGAGAAUUAUUGCUUCCAUCCCUCUGCUUCAAUUUUGUAAGCAAAACCAAGGAUUAAUUACAUGCAACUUCCAGUUUUCAACUACAGUAGCAAAAGCUGGAUGUGGAUUGACACAAAUUCAAAGGACAGAGUAGGCUAAGAAUAAAAUCAAUUGGCAAGCAAAAGAACUGAAGAAAAGUGCUUCCAAGAGUGAGAAUGUUGGGGUGUACUUUUUUCCUAUCAAAAAGGAAGGAAAUUUCCUCUUGCAGCUAGAAAGUAUUUCAAUUUGCUAUUAAAACAGGAAAGCAGCAGAAUGCUGAGAGACAGGGAUGAAACCUGAUGUUUAGCUGGGGUGUCCUAAGCAGUUCCUGACUUCCCUGAGGGAGCAAGGUCCAGCCCUGUUCCAAGAACUGGAGACUCAAGUGCAGAAGGUGCUGUGAGUUGGGAUGCACACCCAGCACCACACAGACUGGGAACAAGCCAGGAAACUUUCCUUCCUGGGGCCAGUGCUUCUGAUAAACCCCCUGCUCUCUUGGCUUCACCUCAAAAAACCCCACAACUAUCCCCUUCAAGGGCCACCAAGAAGCUGGAACCAGAAGCAAGAGAAUGUCCCCUCAAGGCUUUUCUUUUUCCUUCUUUUAAAGUCACAGGUUACACAAACAUCACACUUGAGUAAUUAACACUCAAUUAAAAUUGUUGCAAAGAAGAAUACAGAGUUGCAGUAACCAAUCACAAACCAAUUCCCCACUUUGGCACGCACCAAAGUAGGAUUGGUAUAAAUUUCACCAGGGAGAUAAAAAGAAAAUAAAGCCCAAUAAAACACCAUGUCCAGCACACUCAGCCCUAAAUCUCCAAACUUCAGAGAGCUAAACCUCCAACAGAUGGGUCCAGGACCAUCGCUGGAGAUGGGUCUGUGCUCAGUGAGCAGAUGGGGCCAUGCAGCCACAGUAGGGACUUGGCUCCAUGUCUUGCCUUAGAGGAGAGUUAGAGAAAGAAGAUAAAUGAAAUUCUGGACUUCACUCACUGCUCUUCUCCCUUUGAGUCACAGAUCAAAUCCAGACCAGAUGCCUCACUUUAAAAAGAAAAAGCAAAGGAAGAAAAAACCCCUACUGUCUAUGAAAUAAAUUGGAAAUUUGUUUCUGAUGGCCUAGUUCUCAUCUCAUUUCAGUCAAUUGGGGUUUUCCCAGCAGUUUUCUCAGUAGCAGGAUUAGGCUGAUGGGAAAGGGGAAGCCCAUCCAUGACAUUGGUAGGUUUUGGAUGGGGGCCUUGGUGAGCAGCUGCCAGAUGUGCCUGGUGUCCCCCAGACCUCUCCAACAUCUGCAGGAGCAGCCUGGCUGCAGCAGGCACGCUCCACAGGUAGGACUGCAGCAAACCUCCCCACGGGGAGCCUUUGGGCCAGCACAGCCAGCCACACAGCAGGAGAACAGCUGGAGCCAAAAUCCCAGCCCUUGUGGAGCCUGCAGACAGCCCCAUGCACCAGAACCAGCCAAACCUGCCCUCAGUGUGUCCCUGCCUAGAGUGAGGAACUGAAAUCGCACAGAGAGGAAGCACCAUCUGACAUUGCUUCCAUAUACACACCAGUGCUCCUGUCAACCUUCUAAGGGAAGGGAAGGUGCUGCCUAGAACGUUAAAAGCUAAUCAUGCCUGAACUUCCAUUAUUUAGUAGUCAAGGAUUAGUUUUCUCUCGUGGGUGUUUCAGUGUUGGUGGUCACUGCGUUGGUGUGUUGAGUUUUUAACUUGGACCACGGUGUCUUGCUGUAUAGGACUCAUAUAUUAAAUAUUAUGUGGGGAUUGUUUCUGUUUUGGUUUUUUGUUGUUGUUCUUAAGCAUAAUAACAGGAUUUCUGUUGCUAGGCUCAACAUCAGCUUCACUGUUUGUACAUUUUUAUGUAAAUAGUUGUCACAAGCGGAAGAAGAAUUAUUUAUUUCCAUCUCUGAAUUCCUUUUCAAUCACAUGCAGGAAAAAUGAUUCUGGGUUCCUAAACACAUUUGUUUCCUUAUUUAAGAAGAUAUUUAUUAACAGUUGGCAAAAAUGCAUACACAUUUCUGGUUCUUUUCAUAGAGCAGAUGUCAGAAGCCUUUUUGUACAAACUAGCAAAAUAAAUAAUUGCAACUUUACAAAAGAUACCCCGA